AUGGAAAUGUUUGAGGUUGAAGCUGCAUCUAUAGCUUCGACACUUCCGAUACUUCCAACUCCUCCAAUACCUUCGGAUUCUCCAACACCCCAAAUAAUUCCGAUACUUCAAACACCACCAACGCCUCCAAUACCUGAAAUUUCACCAGUAACUUCAAUACCACAAAUACUUUCAACGUCUUCAAUGCCUCCCAUAUCUUCUACAGAACUUGACACAGAUCACUCAUCGGAGUUUGAGUCUGAGUCAAGGAAAGCUAUGUUAAAGCAGGAGAGAACUCCCCUUGUAAACAUUAGCGAAAGGAAAGAAGCGCACGCAGACGACUUGUAUUCGGACGACUUAUAUUCGGACGGUGUGAAAUGGACAACACCUAAAAUGCCUAUUCCAAAAAGUCUACCUAUGUCAAGUCGAGUUUUGCAGAUGAACUAUGCCUUAUGCCGGCUCACUGAUCCACCCCUCCCGAUUCGUAUCUCGGACGCUCUUCAUCCUUUUCUUCUCUUCUACGAUGUGCAAAGAUCUUGCGCUCUUUCACUUGAGAAUCUUUUGGGCUUCUAUGGCAUUCUUUUAUACCAAUUAUUGUGGGGUGACAAAAAACACGGCCGAGUCACAUUUUCUCAACAUCCCGCUUAUUUCGACAUCGAACACCCCGACACAUCCAGUAGUUUCAUUGAUGCUCCCAACUUUGAUGUUGGGCGUACCUCACCUCUAUCUCUGAAUAGGAAACUUGCAUUCAUUUUAUUGUUGCAAGUAGCCAAACAAACUCCGUCCCUGCGAGUGAUUAAAAAGUGCCCUGAGGCGGUGCCGGAUUGGCACCGUAUCGAUCACUUAUUGUGUCUGGGCUAUAAGGAAUAUUCGUGGGCCAUAUAUUCUCCUGCUGACGCGAACGUGUGCAUGAGUUAUGCUCUUAAAACAUGGAGUCGAGUGCAACACCAUGACCCUCGGUUGUUUUCACAAGAAUGCUUCGAGAGUAUGAAGUUGUCUAGCAAUUUUGGAGAGGUAAAAAGGUCCGAUCAAUACCGAGAACGUAGGGCAGGUUCUUCAUUCCUUCUUCAUAGUUCAGGACGUCCAAGUAAAGAGAUCGAAAACCGUAAACCAUCUGAUAUCAAAUUGUAUUCCAAUCUAACGAAAUCACCUUUCGAUAACCAUGUUAAGUUGAACGGAAUAUACUCUAGCGUACAGAAAUUGCUUGGCAAAUAUGAGAUUUUACCAAAUGCUACUCGACGCAUGGUUUGGACAUGUAAAUGUGGACAUGCUUCCUACGACGACUUUACUGAGUUCCCAGGUCGGGAAGGAGCAGCUGUAGAUUUUGCAAAGGAAUUGAUGAAAACAGGCUACAUAACUCGAGCACAGAUAACAAGUCAAUCAUUAGGGACGAAACUGAGGGUAAGUGGGAGAUUUCAAAAUGGCAUUAAUCUCAUCUCGAGAAAACUUUUGAAAAUUCGGAACACCUCUCUGUCAACGUUUGUCAAAGCGAGUCUCCCGAAAACCCCAGUUUGUCUACCUGCCGAUGGGUGCCGUUGGCUUCACUUGUGCAUGAAGGAAAAACCAUAUGCAACUCAUCUCAAGCCACUUCACGUGUGUAAGGAUGAAAAUCAAGAUCCAUUGACCGACAAAACUUUCUUCAGAGCUCUUAAACACGCUUAUAGCAAAGAAAGAACGUGGAGGGAUUGGGCAAUUUUGAAGUUGAGAAGAAUCGAGUUUAUAGGUUUCGAAGCCUGUCCAGGCGACUAUGUUGAUCAUAUCAAACCUAAUGAUCUUCCACCAAGUACCAAUGAGUAUGAUUUUGCACCGCCACCACCUCCGAAAAUGGUUCCUCCUACAGGCCCAGAACACAUGCUGCAUCUUUUCCAAGACUGCCCUUCAAUUUCUGAUGUCAAUUCAAAUUUCUACCUCCAACGAAUUCCCCGCAGGAAGAUCGAACCGAUCGCAUUUAAUGCAAAUAAGUUAAGCGAAAAUCUAGGCUGGGGAUUACAUUUUGUCGAGGGAUUAAAUACGUCCUUGGCAAUUACCGUUAUGUUUAUACUCUCCUCAGUCUUAGGAAUAGCAUUUGCUAUUUGUUGGACGAUAUUGGAGAAAGAUAUUCAAGGAGCAUUUGGAGUUGCCGCUUAUAUUACUAGUGUUGUGACCCUGGCGAUAAGGAAGAGGCAGAGAGCCAAUCAGUGA
Molecule: messenger RNA, 2160 nt
Organism: Botrytis byssoidea
Lineage: Eukaryota; Fungi; Ascomycota; Leotiomycetes; Helotiales; Sclerotiniaceae
Exons: 8
Coding region: 1-2160 (719 amino acids)
Source: RefSeq, a predicted model, not a curated record